Messenger RNA from Parnassius apollo (apollo), 207 nucleotides. Lineage: Eukaryota; Metazoa; Arthropoda; Insecta; Lepidoptera; Papilionidae. The record is from the annotation of a GenBank genome assembly.
AUGGAAAGAAAAAAUUAUAAGGAUACUGGCGGGGUUGACACAUCUUGCUCACCAAAGAUACAACCAAAGAAAAACAAGCAACUAAAUUCACAAGAAAAGCGUAGCACCAUUAUUGGCUCAGAAUGCCGUUGUCUGGAUGAAGGUGAGAUUUUUACAAAGUUUUCAUCCAUUCAUUAUUUAUACAGCCUAUCAACAUUCAGUCGCUGA